GGCAUCAAUGGUGGUAUUACCCCUAUAUUAUUAUAUUACAUCAUCUUAUAAAACUACUAUUUAUAUAUGGUUUACACUGUAAGUGAAGUUUGUACAAGUUGACGCUUCCAUUUCCGUAUUAACUCAGAAGGCGGGAAAAUUCCAUGUGAUGUACCAAGUUUUAACUAGGCGAAAGCUUACUUUAAAAAAUGACACACAAAAUAGAACCAUUGGUCAGCUGUCAGUGGCUUAAAGACGAGAUAGUGGACAAAGCUUUGCAAGAUAAUGUGGUGGUCUGUGACGUAUCAUGGUCAUCACAGAAAGAUAUGGAAAGCCAGUAUAAAAGUUGUCACAUCCCCGGAGCAGUAUUUUUCAAGAUAAUGGACGAAGCGGAGUUUUGUGAUAUUUUUCCAAGAAAUCUACCAAGAAUUGAUACAUUUGAACAAACUGCAAGAGAAGCUGGCAUAAACAAAGACGAUCAUAUUAUAAUAUACAGUGACUCGGACAUGAAUGGAUUCUUUAUGUCCGGUAGAGCGUGGUGGACAUUCAAGGUGUUUGGACACGAAAAGGUAUCCAUACUAGAUGGUGGAUUACAGAAAUGGAAAAAAGAAGGUUUUCCUGUAACUGAUGUUGGUUCAAAGCGACAGCUGGGGAAUUUUUCUGCAAACUUUACAAAUGAAUAUAUUAGACAUUAUGCCGACAUGGUAGACAGAGUUGAGACGAACAGCAUACAGAUAUGUGACAGUCGACAUCAACAUAAAUAUUCCGGACCAGAGAGUUCUGGUAACAUCAAAGGUGCAAAGAAUAUUCCAUUGUCAUCAUUGAUGAACCAAGAAGAUGGAACACUGAAAAGUAUAACAAGUAUUAAAAACGAUUUAUCGUCGGCUGGUGUAGAUUUAAGUAAAUCUGUAAUUACUCACUGUAACAGUGGAAUGUCUUCAUGUGGUCUAUGUUUUAUCCUCCAUUUGUGUGGUUGUCCUGGUACUUCAGUUUUUCUGGGAGGAUUCACAGAAUGGAAAGACAAAGCUCCAAAGGAACUUAUUCAGAAAGUCGGCUAGACAGAAUCGUGUUUAGAAAAAAAAACCCAAAAACAAUUAUGCAAAAAUUUCAAUUAACCCAACACGUAAUAAGGACUAUCAAUUCGUAAUACAUGUUUCACUUACGGUGAAAAUAUUGAAAAUAAUCUAAUCAGUCGAUUGAACAAAAAUUCGAAUAGUUUGAAAUGAAUACACAAAAAAAGUGAUAAUGUGUAUAUUAUAUUUGAUUCGGUUCCGGGCGAAUUUAUACAUAAUAGACUAUGUUACCGACUUUUGACUCCGGUGUUUAUAUCAUUUUACGAUAGAUUACCUACUCUGUGGGGCAGACAAUUUUUGUACUCGGUCAUGUAAGAGCAACGGAAAAGGUAAAUCAAGCUUAAAAUCCGGCAGUGCAAUUUUUUAGGAAAAUUCACUUUUUUCCAAAACAUUUGUAGUGUAUAGAAACAUAAAAAUGGUUUUAAAUGUUUGAACUUGAAGCAUACAUGAAAAAAAUCACACUCAAACAUCAUGCUUACGGCAGUCGUUCCAGCCUUUUUUAGUGAGAAAAGAGACUAUCCUACUCAGAUAGUUUCCCAAAUUUCAUGUAUUAAGACAGUAACUAAAUAAACAAAAUGCUCUGAAGAGCAUGUGUCGCUCACCUGCAUCAGAGACAUAUAUACACAUAUGUAUAUAUGUCUCGGCCUGCAUCUUCUAAAAUGGCUAAUUUUUGGUAAAAUCAUCAUGCAAGGGCAAUAACUCUAUAAAGAGUUAACUGACAAUCAGUCAUAUUGACAUAUUUGUAGAUCAUGUCCUACUGAACAUUUUUGCUUUUUAAAGUUUCUAUCUACAUUUGUACAUGUAUCUAUUAUACUUUUCAGGGGCCUCGGUGGCCUAGGAUUGUCAGUUUUCCUACUGAAGGUCUAUGGAAAGUCAACGGGGUCAAAAUUCUUAAUUCGUAAAUUGUCAAUUUGUAACUUGUAACUGUGUAAUUUCAAAAUUCGUAUAUUGAAAAUCUGUAUUUGCAACUUUGAAAUUCAACAUUUGUAACUUUGAGAUUCUUUGCGACUUUGUUAUUCAUUAAAUCUAACAUUCGUA
Messenger RNA from Mytilus californianus (California mussel), 2090 nucleotides. Its product is annotated as thiosulfate sulfurtransferase-like. Gene Ontology annotation, molecular function: thiosulfate-cyanide sulfurtransferase activity. The transcript has 8 exons. Lineage: Eukaryota; Metazoa; Mollusca; Bivalvia; Mytilida; Mytilidae. The record is from RefSeq and is a predicted model, not a curated record. Bases 189 to 1037 code for a protein of 282 amino acids. Gene Ontology annotation, biological process: transsulfuration. Gene Ontology annotation, cellular component: mitochondrion.